AUGAAGACCGCUGCCAUCACAACCAUCCUCUUCGCCGCCCUCGCGGCCGCUAGCCCCGUUGAGAUCCGCCAGACCUCAGGCUGCAAGGCCUUCACCGUCCUCUUCGCCCGCGGCACCACCGAGAUGGGCACUCUCGGAACCGUUGUCGGCCCCGGUCUCCAAAAGGCCGUUGCGUCCAACGUCCCCGACUCCGUCUUCGAGGGCACAACGUAUGCAGCUGACAUGGCCGGCAUUAUGUCCGAGGCAACUGGCUCCGGCCCGGGUAGUGUCGCCAUGGCCAACCAGGCCAACUCGUGGCUAAGCAAGUGCCCCCAGACCAAGAUCGUCCUCACUGGCUACAGCCAGGGCGGCAUGGUCGUCCACAACGCCGCUAAGAAGCUCUCGGGCAAGGCCGUCGCUGCGGCCGUCACCUUCGGUGACCCGUUCAAGGGUCAAGCUGUCACUGGUGUUGCUACCGCCAAGUUCAGGAGCUUUUGCGCUGCUGGCGACGGCGUCUGCUCCGCUGGUGGCUGCGCCAGCUCCGGGAGCUGCUCGAGCCAAAGCGCCUCUGGCCACAUUGGAUAUGGCGCCGAUGUCAACACCGCAGGCACCUUCCUCAAGGGUGCUCUCGCUUGA
Colletotrichum abscissum is the source of this 615-nucleotide messenger RNA. Its product is annotated as cutinase. The record is from RefSeq and is a predicted model, not a curated record. Gene Ontology annotation, biological process: carbohydrate catabolic process. Bases 1 to 615 code for a protein of 204 amino acids. NCBI's taxonomy places the organism in Eukaryota, Fungi, Ascomycota, Sordariomycetes, Glomerellales, Glomerellaceae. Gene Ontology annotation, cellular component: extracellular region. The transcript has a single exon. Gene Ontology annotation, molecular function: cutinase activity.